Messenger RNA from Sarcophilus harrisii (Tasmanian devil), 2794 nucleotides. RefSeq names its product cholesteryl ester transfer protein (gene CETP). The record is from RefSeq and is a predicted model, not a curated record. Gene Ontology annotation, cellular component: high-density lipoprotein particle. Bases 416 to 1906 code for a protein of 496 amino acids. NCBI's taxonomy places the organism in Eukaryota, Metazoa, Chordata, Mammalia, Dasyuromorphia, Dasyuridae. Gene Ontology annotation, molecular function: cholesterol transfer activity; triglyceride binding; phosphatidylcholine binding. Gene Ontology annotation, biological process: phosphatidylcholine metabolic process; triglyceride homeostasis; reverse cholesterol transport. The transcript has 16 exons.
AGAAUGUCCUGUCCCGGAGAGUGGCCUUGGUGGUGUUUCUUUAGAGCAAAAGUUGAGGUCUUUGGGGGGGAGGAUAGCUAGGCAUUCCUAGUCCCCCUAAAUCCCUGCUCCUCUCCCGGCCUGGUAGUGGGUAUUUUUCUUUCUGGUUCUAGGGGCUUAUCCCACACAAGAACCCAUGGUGGGAACCUUAUCUGAACUUGGGCUUUGCAGUUAGCAGGAUGGGGGGCUGCCAUUCUCUGGGGGAUAGAGACUGACAUUUUUAGGAAGUAGCCCAGCUAUUAAGGAAGCCAGUCCUGCUCCCAUACACACCCUGCCCCAUAGGGAGGGGGGAAGUCACGUCACUCCUCCUUGCUUCGGAGCAUAAGAGUCACUGGAGGCUCUGGACAACCAACCACUCUCUCCCGGCCGAGAGACCAUGCUGCUGGCUGCUCUUCUCUCGCUGGCCCUGCUGGGCACCACGGAGGCCUGCAAGGGGCGCUCAUCCUUCUCCCAGACGGGCAUUGUAUGUAGGAUCACCAGACCAGCCAUCCUGGUGUUGAACCAAGAAACCACAAAACUGAUUCAGAAGGCAUUCCAGCGCGCCACGUAUCCUGACAUCAAGGGAGAGAGAGUCAUAUUGUUCCUGGGCAAAGUCAACUAUGGCCUAUACAACAUUCAGAUUAGCAACCUGUCCAUCAGCAGCAGUCAAGCAGAGCUGAAGAAAGACAAAAGCAUUAACAUUGCGAUUCAGAAUGUGUCCGUGAUCUUCAAAGGGACCCUCCAAUAUGAGUACAAAGGGGGAUGGCUAUUGGCAGUUCAUCAGUCUGUUGACUUUGAAAUUGGCACUUCCCUUGACCUCCAGAUCAAUACCCAGCUGGCUUGCGAUGGAGGGCGCGUUCAGGCGGACACCUCGGACUGCUUCUUGUCUUUCCACAAGCUGCACCUGAAUCUUCAUGGAGAAAAGCAACCAGGCUGGAUUGAACAGCUCUUUACAGACUUCAUCUCUUUCACCCUGAAGCUGAUCCUGAAAGGGCAGGUGUGUAAGGAAAUCAGUGUUCUUGCCAACAUCAUGGCCACUUUUGUCCAAGAUAAAGCAGCUAACUUCCUCACAGAUGGAGACAUUAGUGUGGACAUUUCUCUGACUAGACCCCCAGUAAUCAAAGACAGUUACCUGGAGUCACAUCACAAGGGUUUCCUGACUUACAAGAACCAAUCCUCAGGCUUUCAAGACUCCAGCUACACCCCAAACAUGCUGGGUGACUCCCGCAUGUUGUACUUUUGGUUUUCUGAAAAAGUCUUGAGCUCCCUGGCUAAGGCUGCCUUCCUGGACAAGAGACUGAUGUUGACCCUGACAGGCAAUGAGUUCAAGGCAUUGCUGGAGAACAAAGGCCUGGAUACCACUCAGGAUAUUUUGCAGGAGAUUUUCCAGGGUUCCUUCAGAGAUUCUCAGGUGGUUGUUCGAAGUCUAGUUGCCCCCGUCAUCACCUGCAAGCCAGAGGGCACCAUAGUGAAGUCCUCUGUGGGUGUGGAGAUCCAGCUACUCCACCCAGACCAGGCUUCUACUGUGGCAUUCUCUUUUGAAGAGGACGUUGUGACUGUCAUUCAGGCAUCCUAUGAAGAAAAGAAACUGAUUCUAGAUCUCUCUGAUUUCCAGAUUCAACAUAAGUCUUCCCGAUCUUUCUCUACAUUAUCUACAAGCCAAGAGUCGAUCCAGGACUUCCUGAAGACCCUUACAAUCAUGGUGGGCAUCCCUGUGAUCAUCUCCUGGCUUGAGCCAGCACUCACAACACUAUUGAACAGUAAGGGCCUGGAUCUCUUUGAUAUCAUCAAUCCUGAAAUUAUCACCAAAGAGGGUUACCUGGUACUCCAGAUGGACUUUGGAUUCCCCCAGCAUCUGCUAGAGGAUUUCCUCCAAACCAUCAUCUAGAAGAAAGCCAGAGAGAGGUUGCCUGGCUAACUGAACCAAAGAGAAAUUGGGGAAGGCUGCCUUAGUCUUCUCUCCUAUCAAAAAGGGAUGAUCAUGAAUACUUUUGUUAUGGCACCUCACAGGGUUGUUGGGAGGAUCAGAUGAGCUCAUGGAUCCUAAUUGCUUUGUAAAUCUGUAAAGUGUUAUUAUUCUAAUUAUUCUCAGUAUUCUUUGUUUGGUUCCCUCCUUGCCUGCAAGAAAAUAAGAAAGAAUAUGAGUGGUAUGUGCUGUCUUCUCAUUGCCCUCCUCAAAUCCCAUCCCUAUUCCAUAAGGAAGGUAGAAGCCCUCAGAAACUCAUAUCAGUCAAAAUGUUAUUAAAGCCAAAAGUGGGAGACUGAGGAAGAUAGAGGUGACUGUUUCUGUCCAAAAACCAUAAGGUAGUCAGACUCCACCCUCUCAGCCACCUCUGUGUUCUUUGUCCUUCAUGGGUUUUCUUGUGUUCCCUUGUGGUUUCUGUUUUCAUGGCACUUCCUCUGAUCCUGUUAUUUCAAGAUGAAUGCUCUUCAUUGUAAGAUUUCCCUUUACCUUCCCUCCUCCAGUGCUGGGGUCAUAUGAUAGUUACCACCAUGGAUUGAGGGCUUCCUAUAAGUAAGAGUUUAAGAUUAAGACUGUGGCAGAAUCCUAAAGCAUAAGGGUUCUGGUAUUGAUUUGGUGUGAUUAAGGGGAUCAUUUAGUACACCAUGGCUUGCCAAAUUCAUCUUCCUGAAAGAUUCUAGUCAUGUCACUACUCUGAGAAGUGCUAGUGAUGCCCUUGAGCUAGUGGUGCCCAUUUGGCAUUCUCAGCUUGACACUCAAAGUCUUUUAUGACCUAGCUUCAGCUUAUCUAACUUUUGUAUCCCUCUCACAAAG